Ceraceosorus guamensis is the source of this 3339-nucleotide messenger RNA. RefSeq lists its product as hypothetical. The transcript has 7 exons. The record is from RefSeq and is a predicted model, not a curated record. Gene Ontology annotation, molecular function: protein binding. Lineage: Eukaryota; Fungi; Basidiomycota; Exobasidiomycetes; Ceraceosorales; Ceraceosoraceae. Bases 1 to 3339 code for a protein of 1112 amino acids.
AUGGACGCCCACACACUUAACGCUUGGACGCGCUUUGCGCUCCAGAAGGGUGGCAUUGGCAGCUGUACGGCACUCAUCGAUAAUCCAGCAACCGAAGCAGAGGAUCUGAUGUUCAUGACUGGAGAAAAAAUCAUCGUACUGCGCAGACUGGACGACGAUAAUCCCGAGAGCAGCUCUGGCAAGCGCAGAAGCGCAUUCGGCGAUGCGGACGCCUGGUUUUUGGGUUACUGCGAGGGCGUUGUCGGCCGAUUCAAGGGCGGACAUGUGCAAUUUCACGGGAAAUUGAAAAAGCCGGUCUUGAUGCGACGGAGUGGCGUUGGUAGCAUACGCGAAUCGACAGUGCGACCGAUGAGCAAAUCUGAAGCGGCGGCGCUGCACGCGUCUCAGGUACCACCAGGCAUCCCAGUGACAGCUGUGGACUCCGACGGGGAGGAGGCGUCUGCGAUGAGUCACAGCAGAGGCGGCCAAUCCAACGUAGGCACUGAUGGAAGCAGGGCAAGUACCAGCACACGGGGAGGAUAUCCUACGACGUCUCACGGAGCGCCAGACAAGAACGGGGCUGUGAGCCGGGAUUUACCUCCGCCUCAGAGUCAUCUCCGCGCUGCUCCUGCAGGGGUGACUACGCCUCCGCUCUCAGACGAGAACCACGCUCGACAACGUAGAACUGUGGUGGGAUAUGGCUCUGACAAUGACAGCGACGAGAGCGAGACUCUUUUGCCCUGGGCCAGACCGAUGAGUGGAGACAGCAGCGUAGGCUCUUCUCACGGCCAGCGUGCCGCAGGCUCACGCAAUAACGGGACUGGGGUGAAGGGCCUGGGCAAAAGCCUUGAAGGUCUGACGACGAGCCAUUUGCCGCCGUCUCCAAUUUCCUCGGCUGAAUCCCCCAUCACCGGGCGCGGUCUUGAUCAACCGCGCGCAGUCGGGGCCGGUGGCGUUGUAUCAAGUGCGAUCGGUGGCUCAUCGAGUGUCGAAGGUGGUGGCGGCGCGCGUCCUUGGGACCGCGCCCUCAAUGGACAUCUUUCCAAUGCUUCUUCCCUGGAUACGUCAGGCACUUCAGAAUCGGGUGAGGACGGAGCAAAUCGACGAGACCAAACAUUCAGCAUUUACGAUGUGUACGGACGCGACUCGGUCGCCUUUCCCAACUUCAACUUUACACAAAUGAACGGCAAGCUUGGCAGCUCGCGCAACCUUGUGGGGGCGAGUAGAUCGCAGGAUUCCUUGGCCCCCAGAGACGGUGCACCCACCUCGGGCGGGUCCACCCCGGAGCCCACGACACCUGUAGACCGAAGGCCGCAAGCUCCACCUGAUCCGACAGCUGGCUCUGCGAUGAUUCCUGCAAAUCUGCGCAGUCCUUCGGGUCGCAGACCAAACGCAGCGCCCGUCCCGGCUGGGCUGAAUCUCGCGUCAUCGUUGCGGAGAAAGGUCGAAGCCACGACGCCAAUCAGCGCAACCACGCCCAUGGCUGCCUACCCACCUCAAGGACCCGGUCCAUUUUCUGCUGGUCCACAGACUGCCACGUUCGACCCUCGGCGUCGGCCCUCUGGGCCCAUGAGCGCUGGCGCGAUACCGACUCCACGUCCUCGCAUGGCUCCACAGAGGGGCGACUCGCAGGAUUCAUCAGCGAGUGCGGCGAGAAGUGUGCAAGAUGGCUCAGUCCCCCCGGGCUUCAAGCCAGCUGGACAGCCAGGCGGGCAGCAAGCCUUUGCUCAGCAGUCCGGCGUGCCCGCCGUGGGUCCUGGGCCACCGGGGGCGGCACAAGGCGGUCCUCAGCUUCGCAUGCAGAGACCCGCAGGCUUCGGAGAUACCCGAAGGCGGUCCCAGUCCGUCUCAAAUUUGGUGGUGCAAGCUGGACUCGAUGCGGUGCCCCCCUCCCUGCCUUCUGGAAGAAGCGCUGGCGAUUCUCCAGCACAGGGCUCGGUAGACUUGCCUCGACUUAGCGGGUCGCGAGGGAGCCCAGGCUUUGGGCCCAUGCGCUCAUCAUCGGAUCGAAGCAGUAUGCGCGAACGGGUCGGAAGUGGACAGCUCAAGAAGAAUCCAAGCAAUCCUGGACCCGGUAUUCAUGGGGGCAUGGCUGGGCUCGCACCUGGCGCGAAUUUGGCACCCCCAGGCGCUUCGCGCAGCCCUAGCCCUCUCUCUGCAGUCUCUGCCAACUCCUCCGAUGGUCGGUCAUCGGACGCGAGGCGCUCGCCUAACGGACCACCUGCAAAUUUGCCACCUUUUUUCAAUCCGAAUGCGCGAACUGCCAGCCUGGGACAGCCUCCAAGAAUGCCAGACAAUGGCAAGCCCGUGCAGUACGAUAGUCUGGGCUUUGUCAUUAUGGAUACACCCACGAGAUUGCCGCGUGAGGAUCCCGAAGCAGUCGAAGCGUGGCAGAAGGUGCUGGCGGAAAACAACCUGGAAGCAGCUAGGAAGAGUCGAAAAAUCAAGAAAAUGGCGCAGGCAGGCAUUCCUCAUUCUAUGCGUGCGAAGGUCUGGCUAUUCUUGGCGAACAGCAGUCACCGCAGACGGCCUGGUCUGUUUGAGCAAUUGUGCAGGCAGAGUCAAGGUGCGAAAGGCAAGAAGGGCAAGGAAACGGCGUAUGAAGCCAUCGAGAAGGAUCUGGACCGUUGCUAUCCUGAUCACAAGAUGUUCAGGGGCGAAGGUAGCACCGGCAGAGCAGAUCUCGAGGCCAUCUUGAAGGCAUACGUGCAUUACAAUCCAAUCAUCGGGUACACGCAAGGCAUGGGACUCAUCGCAGGUUUCAUGUUGCUGCUCAUGCCAGCCGAGGACGCCUUUUGGCUUCUGUGCGCAAUGCUGCGCGAUGUUCACAUGGAAGGCUACUACUCUAACGACAUGAAGCAACUUCAUGUAGAUGGCAUCGUCUUCGGCCAGCUGCUGCAGAGCAUGGAUGCGCCCCUCGCUCAGCGUCUCAUGGAGAUGGAAAUCGAGCCCAUCAACUUCACGCCAAACUGGUUUUUGCCUCUCUUCUCUCGAGUGCUGCCCUGGCACACGUUGCUUUGCGUUUGGGACGUCUUUUUCUACGAAGGUCCAUCGUUCAUCCUGCGCACUGCUCUUGCAGUCAUUCGCAUCGUCAGGGACCCAUUGAUGGACAAGCGACGAGUGCCGGGACAUGGAGAAGGGAUGCGUCUGCUCUUGCACCCUCCUCGCGAGCUCUUGACGCCAGAGAAUGUGGUGGGCUGCGCAUUGACAGUCAAAUUGAAGGAAGGGGACAUGCGCAAGCUGCAGAGAAACGCCUCCAAGCUCGUCAGGCAGACGGUAGGCAGAGGUAGACAGUCUAGCAGGCCUGGCUCUCCCUCUGCACGCUCCACUUCUGCACCGCCCUCCAAGCGAGGCGGCUAA